GGUAAGUAACAAAGUUAAGAUGGUUAAGCUCAGUAAAACCCAGUAAAACUGGUGUCCAUGAACAAAUUGUUUUGACGUACAAGGUAUUGUUUAUAAUUAUAAUUUCGAAAUGGCAACAUCUACGCUAAAACAAGAAACAUCUGAAAGAAUAAAGUUAAAGAAAAAACUGAGCAAGGCACAAAUGCAGUUAGCGAUAAUUAAGAAGAAACAAUGCGAUGCGAAAGCUCUGACAAUUGUUGAACAACUUAUAGAACCUAACAUUGAAGUCCAGUGGCUUUUAUCUAAUCUAAGGUAUAUUAAUAAAUGUCAUAUGGAAGAUGUGAUUGAAGAAAGGGCUGUGAUCAAGUUAUGUGGCUAUGUAUUAUGUGUAAAUGUAUUGACAGUUGUGAUUAAUCAACAGUAUCACAUAUCAACAAGAAGAAACAAAGUUUAUGAUGUCACACGACGUAAAAACUUCUGUAGUUCACGCUGUUAUGGUGCUUGUAAUUAUCUUUUGGAACAAAUGCUAACAAGUCCUCUUUGGUUGAGAGACAAAGAAGCAAUAUCUGAUUUUAAAGUUUUACCGAUAAAAUAUGAACCACAGAGAAGUAUACCUGGAGAUGAAAUUCAUCUGGUGGAUACAAAUAUGGUAUUAAAUCCUAAUAGCAAAGAUCAUCCAAUAGAAUUGAAUGAAACAUAUAAUAAUUCAAAAGAUAAUAACAAGUGUCCAACAGACAAUACUGACAUAAAUAUUAAAGUCGCAGAAAUAAGUAAUAACAGUGAAACUUUAGAUUUGGGUGAAGAUCAGUUUUUAGAGAACUCUGUUGAAAAUUCUGAGCACACGAAAGAUGAAAUACUUAUCUCAAAAGAUAUAACUAGUACUGUUGAACAAUGUUCGACUGAUAAUACAAAUCGUAUUGAAAUUCAAGAUGAGAAAGAACUAAACAAUGACAUUAUUUCCUUGAGUGAAAACAAAAAUCAGAAUAAGAAUAAUGAACAAAAGAAGUUAUUAGAAACAGAAAUAGCAUGUAAUGCGGUUAUUGUUAAAGAAGAUUCUGAAGUUAAUAAUGGGAAAGAUGUACAAAAAAUAGAAAAAAAUGAAUCUAAGAAAUAUAAACAAAAAUAUUGUGUUAAAGAGAAACAACGACAUAAGUUUUAUAAUCUUGCAAUGAACAUUGAAUGUAACAUAAAGGAAUGGAUUACCAAAGAUACUAUUUCUUUAUUAUCAGGGGAAGAAGAAAUUAAAAACAAAUUAUUAGAGAAUAUUACUCAACAUGACAGAUACUUGCAUUUGUGUAAAAAAUUAAAUAAAUUUCAAUUAACCGACGAAAAAGAUGAUGCAGAUUUGACAAAAAAUAGUUUGAAACCUAUGCCACAUUUGUCUGUCCUUCAAGAAGAAGGAAAGAAAAUGGAAUUGAAGGUGAAAGCAUUUUUUAAAGGAGAUAUGGUUAUACAAACACCUGAAAAAGUUACUGAAAAUACGCAACAGAAUGAUGAUUUUGCUCCUGUGUUACCUUUAACAGAUUCGCACGACCCUAGAGCGCUUCGGCGACGAAUUUUCUUGGAUAAACUUAAUAGAAUAUUACCAGACUUGGUACGAGCUUUAGCAAGUACUACAUGGCCACAAUAUACUUGUAGUAACAACCAGAAUGCUUUAAUUAAAGCAUUAGUUAACACUUUUUCAUUGUCGGCUACAAAUAUUAUUUUUAAAACUGCUGAAUGGACUCUUGUGGGUCUCAUUAUUAUUAAAAUGUUGAGCAUGAUAGAUCCACAGUUAAAAAACUUACUAUUAACUAGACAGGCAUCAAUGUACAUUUCAAUGAUUUUAAUGUCGUAUAAAUUGGAUUCAAAUUAUUUAGACAGAUUAGUGAUGGAGUUAAUUAAUGACACAAAAGCAGUACAUACAAAUAAUACUACGCAUUUUUAA
Molecule: messenger RNA, 1906 nt
Organism: Dufourea novaeangliae
Lineage: Eukaryota; Metazoa; Arthropoda; Insecta; Hymenoptera; Halictidae
Product: putative RNA polymerase II subunit B1 CTD phosphatase RPAP2
Exons: 6
Coding region: 110-1906 (598 amino acids)
Cellular component (GO): cytoplasm; nucleus
Molecular function (GO): RNA polymerase core enzyme binding; RNA polymerase II CTD heptapeptide repeat phosphatase activity
Source: RefSeq, a predicted model, not a curated record